Phlebotomus papatasi is the source of this 4424-nucleotide messenger RNA. RefSeq names its product protein dead ringer (gene retn). The transcript has 11 exons. Bases 1717 to 3834 code for a protein of 705 amino acids. The record is from RefSeq and is a predicted model, not a curated record. Gene Ontology annotation, cellular component: nucleus. Gene Ontology annotation, molecular function: DNA binding. Lineage: Eukaryota; Metazoa; Arthropoda; Insecta; Diptera; Psychodidae. Gene Ontology annotation, biological process: regulation of transcription by RNA polymerase II.
UUUACGAGGAGGUGGAUAGAGGUGUUAUAUUUUAUUUAAAUUAUACAAUAAACUUAUUCAUAAAAUGAUGGGAUAUAGGAGUUAAUUUUAAAAUUUGCUCAAUAAAUUUUCCAAAUGAUAAAUUUUGUACCCUGCUAGCAGUGGUUGUUAGGGAUUUUUCUUUUUUUUGCUAUUUGUUUUUAAUAAUUUCCGAUACAUCAUGGAAAUGAUGUUUUUGGACAAAAGCAGAGAGAGAAGCAUUUGUUUUGAGGAUAUAUAAUCUUAAGGCUUCCGCAGGACUUUAUGGGUUUUGUGGUUGUUACUUUUUUUCGGGGUUGAUUGGAGAGUUUUGUUUGUUGGUAGAGAAACUUUAUUUGAAGUUUUGUGUGCUGUGGACAAUGCCUGCCAGAGAGAUUUUUCAAUAUCAUUUUAUUUCAUACUGGUGGCUAUUAUUCCGCGAGAGUACAAUAGUUUUGACAUGAAACUAAUUAACAUAUUUUGUUAACGCCCAGAGGUGGUAACGUGGUCGGAGACCUGACGCUCCGAUUGGAUCCGGAAGCCGUGUGCUCAGUAGAGUUUCUCGAGUGGGGUAACUAUACAGUCAUGCUGUUACUCCGGCAAUAUGUUGGUUGAAUCAUAGCCGCAUACAGUGCUACAUAGGAACCAAUACUAAGAGCAUGAGGGCAGCAUUAUUGGUGUGGCGAGGAAUUGUAUGAGAGCGCUUGAGCACAAACUUGAGAGUUGGGAAUGCAAAAGAAGGCGCCCGAAGUCAUUCGCGCAGUGUACGUCGAUGCUAACGUAUCGCACUUUAAUCGCAGUGCUUAAAAUCGUUUUGGCAAUAUUUUCGUUAGAUUUGUGCGAAUUUUAUUUCUAUCAAAAUCAAUUGAUAUCAAUUAAAAGUCCCAUGUGGUUUUUCUCCUUAAAAAAAAGAACAAAGUUUGGUGAAAAUUUGUGGGAAAACGGACAUUUAGUGAUUGCAAAAAAAAAAGUUUGUUUGACUAAAACGGCAAAGUAAGAAAAGACCGGAAACAAUAUUAUAUAAAUAUUGUUUAAAAGUUGAUAAAGUGUAGUGCCAUUUUUUUUAAUGAAAAAACAUAAAUAAAUUUUAUCAAUUAAUGUGACCGGGAAGCGAUAAGAGUUUAGUAAAAUAUAUUUUCUAUGAGUUAAGCCAGGAGGUGGAGGACAGAAAAAGAAAAUCUAUAUUGAACAAUUAUUGUCAAAAUAUAAUAAUUGAGAGAAUAAGAUAAGGGACAAAUAUUGUGGUUGAUGUAGGUGUUUUUUUUUGUGCGACAAUUAACUUUUCGAACAGAAAAAUAUUCACGGUCAAGGUGAAUCACAUGUAAAAAGGUGAUUAGUGACUUUAAAGUUUUGUAUAUAAAUCUAUGAAAGAUUGUGCUUAUUAAUCACAGAAAAUAUUUGUGAUUGUUUUUUUUUUCGAGGGGAUUAUUCGAUGUGAAAAUAUCGUUCAAUUUUAUAUGAUUCGGGACUUUUGGUUCAAAGAGAUUCACAGAGCAGUUUAGCGACGAUUCUUUCAAUUAGCUGAAUCGUUUGGAUAGCUGUUCUUCGGAAAAUCGAUAAAUCCACCUCAAAACAAAAAAAAAAAACUCUUGAGUAUCAAUAAUUUGGAAAAGGAUUUUACAUCUCGGAAGUAAAGCGAGCCCCUGUUGAGAGGCUCGCGCAGAAAAACUUUGCAAAAUUCGCGUGAAAAAUCGUGAUCCCGUCCCUGUUUAUGUUGCUAUGGACGGUGGACGGAUCGAUAGAGACUCAGAUUUAGGCGACGAUUCACCAAUGUCUCACACAGACGAACAGUCAGACGAACGAGAGGAUGACAUGAGAGAUUGUGAUUCCAGCGACGAAGGAGUGAAUGUUAAUGCUAAUAGUACGCCAAUGGUGUCGUCCGGAAUGGAGUUUCCUAGGAGUCCGGAACAUCAAUCUGAAUCACAUUUGAAUGCUCCACACCAUUUUGGCCAAAAUCAUCCACUUGGGGUCUUGGGCAGCCUUACUGCCCUCAAUAUGGGUGUUCCGGGUCUUCAGGGACUCCAGGGACUGCACGGGCUGCAGCAUGGUGAUGUUCUUGAGAAGUUGAAGAUGCAAGUGCGCGAUAUGAAAGUUGGACUCAUGGAUCAAGAUUUUGCCUUGCAUGCACCCUUUGGUGGUGCAUCGUUGCAGGCCCCCUCAAAUGUACCCUUUUCAAUGCCUCCCCUCGGUGGAAAUCACCGAAAUAGCGGAGGUGCAGGAGAACCUCAGAAUUUAUCGUCUCAGCAACAGUCAAAUUCAUCAAAUGGCUUUCCCUUUACGCCACCAAAUGCUCCCAAUAGCAGCAGCAAAGAUGCCAAUCCGGGAUCAAAUUCAUCCACAUCCAGCGAAACGUCCAAUUCGUCACAGCAUCAGAAUGGCUGGAGCUUCGAGGAGCAAUUCAAACAAGUUCGACAGCUGUACGAGAUCAAUGAUGAUCCGAAGCGAAAAGAAUUUUUGGAUGAUCUAUUUUCAUUCAUGCAAAAACGAGGAACACCCAUCAAUCGUUUGCCGAUUAUGGCAAAAUCUGUACUGGAUCUCUAUGAAUUGUACAACUUAGUUAUCGCACGUGGUGGUCUAGUGGAUGUGAUCAACAAGAAGCUGUGGCAAGAAAUCAUCAAGGGGCUCCAUUUACCCUCAAGUAUCACGAGUGCUGCAUUCACACUUAGAACACAAUAUAUGAAGUACUUGUAUCCAUAUGAGUGCGAUAAGAAGAAUCUGAGCACACCGGCUGAACUUCAAGCGGCAAUUGAUGGUAAUCGACGCGAGGGACGUCGUUCCAGCUAUGGACAAUUUGAUCCACAAAUGCAGGGUCAAUUGCAAAUGCCUCCGGUUCAGCGUUCUCCGGUUACUUCAAACAUUCAACAAAUGUCUCCCCUGUCCCUCGUGACACACGGGAAUGCACCGUCUGCCCACCAUCGACUCAUGGGUGCCCCCACGGUGGGGCAGAUGCCCAAUAUAGUUCCGCAUGAACUGGAGCAACGUAUGAUGGAAUACAUAAAGUUGUUUCAAUCUGCAAAGGAACCCCGCCGAUCACAGAGUCCGGAGCUAUCGCGAGAGGCUCUCAAUGCUCUAGAAAUGUCACGUGUAGCCAUGUGGUCGAUAUACAAUAACAAUGCCAGCCCACCGACCCCCCUAAAUACAGCUAGUCCACCGGGAACUGAACCACCACAACGGUACAGUGAAUUGUUAUCGCUGAUGAAAAAUUACCUCCCAUCCUUAUCAUCACCGUAUAUGGCGCUUUCUUCCAGGGAGGCAUUGAAUCUCUCUGAAUCUCCACCACAUGUGGCGGUAAAGCGUGAGCGGGAUCACAUGAUUGGCUCGGAUUAUAGUGCUGAGGGUGGUCGUGAGCGGGAUUUUGGGCAGCCACCGAUGAAGAGGGGUUUUCAUCAUUUUGCACCUGGAGCAAGUCACGAUGCAGCUGAUGUACCGCAUCCGGCCGAACGGACAGCCAGUUCGCCGGUGAUGCAUGCAAAUCAGCGCAAUGGCAAUGCACUGGACAGCAAUCAUGUGGACAAGAACAACCGCCAUCAAAUGAACCAAAGCAGCGGCUCAGACGCAUCAACGCCCGUCCUCGCGGGAAUGCAAUUCAAAAUUACAAAAUCAGCGACAAAUGGGGAGCAACAGCUUGUGGUGACGAUGGAAGUGAACGGAAUGCUGUAUGAGGGAGUGCUAUUUGCCCAUUCUGCUGCCUCUGCUUCAUCUGCCACAUCAAAUUCAGCCGAGAAUUCGACGCCCAACAAUCGCGACGAUGGCGAAUCACCUGCCCCAGAUUCUCAGGCCAAUAAUUCCAUGGAUGAGCGAUCAAGUCGCGUCCCACGUCCACUUGUCUCUUCGUAAAUUUGGCGGUUUGUUUUUUUAAUUUUUUAAUUUUUUCUCGGCAAGAACUCGAAAAAAAACUGAAGAUUGCAGCUUUUAAUCGCGCUGCAAUUAACUACUUCAAUCUUAAUAAUCGUAAUGAUUUUUUUUUACAUUAGAAAGUUCAUUUUUUUGCAUCCAAUUUAAUUGAUUUCUCUCUGAGUUCUCAUGACAACAGAUUUUUAUUACUAUUUUUUUUUUUGAGUAUUAACUGUAAGGUGGGGAGAAUUUUUGUCAUUGCAAUAACUGAUUAGAUAAGACACAUCACAAGUAGCUGGAUAGAUCCAUUGGAAGUUUUCAAACAAUAUUUUUCCCUUUUCCCAAAUAAUUUUGAAAAAAAAUUGCCUCCCUGAAAAUAUCAUUUAGUUUAUCCAUAUUCACAUUUUUUUAAAGUAUUUUUAGUUAAUGUUUUUUUUCAAAUUCAAAAACAUCACAAAAUCAUCAAUUCAAUGUCCCAAAAAAACCCUUUCAUCAUUCUUUUGCAUUGCUGUAGAAAAUGUUUAUCAUUAAAUUUAUCACAGAUUUUUUGUGGUACUGUGUGAAAGAGCAAUUAGACAAAAAUUUGCCAAAAA